AUGUUGGCCUCUGGGAUGCUCCUGGUGGCUGUGCUGACCUGCUUCAGUGUCAUAAUCAUAACAUCUGAGUGGAGGCAGAGGAAAAUCUUGAGGAAGAUGCCUCAAGGACCUACCCCAUUACCCUUCCUUGGCAACUUUCUGGACACAAAGAAGUUUUAUGAUUCCCUCUUAAAGGAGAAGAACCCCCAAACUCAUUUUCCCAAGAGGAAUCUGUUGAUGACCACACUGAACCUUUUCUUCGUGGGCACAGAGAUGGACAGCACAGCCAUGAGCUUCAACUUCUUGCUCCUCAUGAAGCACCUGCCGUUGCAGACAAAGGUGCAUGAGGAGAUUGACCAGGUGAUUGGCAGGAACCAACAGCCUCAAUAUGAGGAUAGAAUGCAGACACCUUACACCAAGGCUGUGAUCCAUGAGAUCCAGAGAUAUGGAGACAUAAUUCCUCUUGGUGUGGCUUGUAGAACUACCAAGGACAUCAAGUUUUGGGGCAUCCUCAUCCCCAAGGGCACUGAUGUAUUGCCUAUACUGGGCUCUUUGCUGAAAGAUCCCAAGUACUUCUCCAAUCCCAAUGACUUUAACCCUCAGCAGUUUCAGCACAACAGGGGGCAGUUUAAGAAGAGCAAUCCAUUUAUGCUCUUUUCUGUUGGAGAAGGUCUGGUUCCCAUCUAA
This is a messenger RNA of Apodemus sylvaticus (European woodmouse), 666 nucleotides long. RefSeq names its product cytochrome P450 2A8-like. NCBI's taxonomy places the organism in Eukaryota, Metazoa, Chordata, Mammalia, Rodentia, Muridae. Gene Ontology annotation, biological process: coumarin metabolic process; xenobiotic metabolic process. Gene Ontology annotation, cellular component: intracellular membrane-bounded organelle; cytoplasm. The record is from RefSeq and is a predicted model, not a curated record. Gene Ontology annotation, molecular function: oxidoreductase activity, acting on paired donors, with incorporation or reduction of molecular oxygen, reduced flavin or flavoprotein as one donor, and incorporation of one atom of oxygen; iron ion binding; heme binding.